Molecule: messenger RNA, 947 nt
Organism: Pygocentrus nattereri (red-bellied piranha)
Lineage: Eukaryota; Metazoa; Chordata; Actinopteri; Characiformes; Serrasalmidae
Product: CD209 antigen-like protein C
Exons: 6
Coding region: 17-739 (240 amino acids)
Biological process (GO): biological process involved in interspecies interaction between organisms
Cellular component (GO): external side of plasma membrane
Molecular function (GO): D-mannose binding; fucose binding
Source: RefSeq, a predicted model, not a curated record
GUUGGUGGAGAUCUAUAUGAGUGCAGACGCUGUUAGACCUCAGGAGACCAACACACAGAGGGAGACAACAACUCAGCAGACAGGUGUUAGAAGAGGAAGCAGAUGUUCCAGACUGGCUGUGGUGUGUGUGGGUCUGCUGUGUGUUUUCCUGCUGACCACCAACAUAGUGCUGUACAUGUACUAUAUUAGGGACCAAACCAUCAUUGCAAACCUCACUGCAGAGAGAGAGACCCUCUUAUCCAGUAUCAGAAACCUGACUGAGGAGAAAGAGCAGAUAGGAGAAGAUUUAGUGAAGCUGACUGAGAGAUGCUGGUUUAAUGAACUGAAGACUUUCGGAAGCAGCUUUUACUUUUUCUCCACUGAGAGGAAGAACUGGACUGAGAGCAGACAGGACUGCAGAAAGGGAGGAGCAGAUCUGGUGAUCAUAAACAGCAAAGAGGAACAGAUGUUCUUCAUUAACCAAAAGCAUGAGAAUUUCUGGAUUGGUCUGACUGCUACAGAGACAGAAGACACAUGGAAGUGGGUGGACGGCCAACCGCUGACUGACAAAUUCUGGAAGAACAAAGAACCCAACAGUGGUGAUGGUGGUGGUGGUGAUGUGGACUGUGCUGUUUUCACCACUGCAGACGAAGACGGUCAGCGAACGUGGAACGAUCUUCCCUGCUCAGGGAAAGAAAACUGGAUGUGUGAAUUCAAUCUGACCAACUUCCGCCUGAACAUUUCAACUAAACGUUAUUAGUUUUUCACUGCUUAUCUUGGGAUACAGGCAUAAUUAGAUACUUUAGAAGCUGUUGAACUGAAAUGUAGAGAUUACAGGGCUUGAGCAUGUUGACACAAAUCAUAAUUCUAAAUGAGAAACAACAGGUGUUACAGAUGGAUUUUGUUUAUUAUUAGUUGUGAUAUUGUUUACAUGAAGUAGACAGGGUAUGUACACUCACCGGCCACUU